Molecule: messenger RNA, 820 nt
Organism: Nymphalis io (European peacock)
Lineage: Eukaryota; Metazoa; Arthropoda; Insecta; Lepidoptera; Nymphalidae
Exons: 1
Coding region: 94-720 (208 amino acids)
Source: RefSeq, a predicted model, not a curated record
UACAAACCGGUAAAGGAAAUCAGAAUGCAAUAACAAUAAUUAUAAAACUGGAUCAUUUUUAAAUUUAAUUUUGGGAGCGAUGUGGCUACCAUAAUGUGGAAAAUAAUACCAAAUUCCAGCUACAUACUCGAACCAGAAGAGCUACGCUACUUAAAACAAUUAUUAGCAAAAAAUGUAUGUAAUUGUAAAACUUGUGGCGAUUACGAAAAGUCUUUAGAAAAAGUUAUAGAUUACCACGACAAGCAAAUUCAAGUAUCAGAUCAAUGUUUUAUCACAGAAAUAUCUAAAACUGUAUCAGCUAAAAAUCUUCACCAAACCCAAUCUUUACCGCAAUCCGCAAUGUGUCCAGGAUGCUAUAUGGCCAUAAAUUUAUGCCGUCAAAAAGAUUUUAAAAUUUUGAAAGAUGAGGAAUCUGAAACUAAGACAGAAAUGUUUUUUUCUGACAAAUCCACUGAGAAAGCGUUUAAGGUUGCAGAGAAAUCUACUUCAGACACAAAUAAAUGUGAACUUAGUAACGCUUUCGUUUCACUAAGUAAAGUUGUUUCUGAAGUAUCAAAUGUUAAUGAAUCUCGUGAUAUCAGAAAAGAGCCGCCACCUUAUUUAGGGUAUACAGACAAAACUCCGGAAACGGUGCCUAUUUAUAGUAACUGUCAUUGUAUGUCGAAUUUUAUCAAUUCUAUUAGACCACCUUUAACAAAUUUUGAUAUUUACAAUCAGUAAACGAUUCUAAUGUUUUUUUUUACUCUGUUGCACAAUUAAUUCCUUCUACUUUGUAGUUUUAUAUAGAGAUGUACCAACUAUGCUUAAUAAAAUAAUUAAA